Messenger RNA from Vicia villosa (hairy vetch), 3236 nucleotides. RefSeq names its product receptor-like protein Cf-9 homolog. Gene Ontology annotation, molecular function: protein binding. NCBI's taxonomy places the organism in Eukaryota, Viridiplantae, Streptophyta, Magnoliopsida, Fabales, Fabaceae. The coding region runs from base 325 to 3012 and encodes 895 amino acids. The record is from RefSeq and is a predicted model, not a curated record. The transcript is spliced from 2 exons.
UUUCAUUGUCUUCGUGUUAGGAGUGAUACAUACGGUUCAAAAGUCUGGGUCUUCUCUUUUGGAAGAAUUUCUUCUAUGGAAUAUAUGGAUGCUUUUUGAUCAAUUUUGAUAUCACUAAAAUUUCAACCACAAAAAUUAUCUCUACUGAAGUGCUCCAUACGGUUGAAGAAAAGUAUCCAUCCCCUACCACAAGACAAGACAAUGCUUUUUGUGAAUGCUUUAAUAAUUUCAUGUUAUGUUUCCUAUAUAAACACAUGAUAAUCAAUUGCUACUUCCAACAUCACCAAGCUUUCCAAAAAAGAGUGCAACUGUAAGUUUCUCUAAAUGAGGUCCUUACUUUUAGUAUUACUGUUACUUGCACAUUUUACUUCCAACACUUUUUCAUUAUGCAAUCCUCACGACAGCUCUGCAUUGUUACACUUCAAGAAUUCUUUUUUCGUCAACGCUUCAUCUACACCUGAAUAUUAUCCAUCGUCUGAUUGUUCUUCUUUUUCUUUCAAGACAGAAUCUUGGAAAAAGAGUAAAGACUGUUGCGAGUGGGAUGGUGUCACGUGUGACAACGUGUCCCACUAUGUGAUUGGUCUGGAACUUAGUUGCAAUAAUCUGGAAGGUGAAUUAUAUCCCAAUAGCACUAUCUUUCAACUUAGACACCUUCAACAACUCAACUUGGCUUUUAAUGACUUUUCCAUGUCUUCAUUGCAAGUUGGUGUCGGUGAUCUAGUUCAUCUCACACAUCUCAAUCUAUCAACAUGUUAUCUUAGUGGUAAUAUUCCUUCCACCAUCUCUCAUUUGUCAAAAUUAGUAUCACUUGAUCUUAGCUCAAAUUACAAUGCUCAGUUGGAAUUCAAUCCAUUCACAUGGAAGAAACUCAUUCAUAAUGCUACUAAUUUGAGGGAGCUUUCUCUAGAUUAUGUGAAUAUGAGUUCGAUCAGAGAGAGCUCUUUGUUUUUGCUAAAGAAUUUGUCAUCCUCUUUGGUUUCUCUUAGUCUAAGAAAAACUGGGUUGCAAGGAAAUUUGUCAAGUGACAUUCUCUCUCUACCUAAUCUUCAAAAACUAGAUUUGUCAGGUAAUGAAUAUCUUAGUGGUCAACUUCCAAAGUUCAACUGGAGCACUCCUCUUAGGUACUUGGACCUCUCCGGCACUGCUUUCUCAGAUGAAAUUCCUUAUUCCAUAGGUCAGUUGAAGUCUCUUAAUAACUUAAACCUUCAAGCCUGCAAUUUUAAAGGAAUGGUUCCUCCAUCUUUGUGGAACCUCACUCAACUCACUGACUUGGACCUUGGUGAAAACAAUCUUAAAGGACAUAACAUGUUAAAUGGAACAAUUCCACAUUGGUGUUAUUAUUUGCCUUCUUUGUUACAAUUGGACCUCAGUGACAACCACCUCACAGGAUUCAUUGGUAACUUCUCAACUCAUUCUUUAAAAUCUUUGUUUCUCUCUAAUAACAACUUACAUGGUCAUUUUCCAAAUUCAAUAUUUGAACUACAAAAUCUUACUCGCUUAGAUUUGUCAUCAACAAACUUGAGUGGUGUUGUGCAUUUUCACCAAUUUUCAACAUUUAAAGAUCUAAAUUUCCUCAACCUUUCCCAUAAUAGUGCUCUUUCUAUCAACAUUGAUAGUGAAGCUAAAACCCUGCCAAAUCUUCUAAUAUUAGAUCUCUCUAAUAACAACAUUCAUGGGGGAAUUUCAAAAUGGUUUCAAAGCAUUCUCUUAAACUCAUGGACGAACAUUUAUCACAUUGAUCUUAGUUUCAACAAGUUGCAAGGAGAUCUUCCAAUUCCACCAAAUGGCAUUCAAUACUUCUUACUCUCAAAUAACAACUUCACAGGAGACAUUGCUUUGUCAUUGUGCAAUGUAAGUUCCCUGAAGGUGCUCAAUUUGGCUCACAACAAUUUAACAGGCACAAUACCACAAUGCCUCGGAACAUUUCCAUCUCUUCUUAUAUUGGAUAUGCAAAUGAACAACCUCUAUGGAAGCAUUCCUACAAAUUUUUCUGAAGGAAUUCAAUUUGAGACUAUAAAGUUGAAUGGAAAUCAUUUGGAAGGACCCCUACCACGCUCUUUGGCUCGCUGCACAUACCUUGAAAUUUUGGACCUUGGAAACAACAACAUAGAUGAUGCAUUUCCAAAUUGGCUUGAAACUCUACAAGAGUUACAAGUACUCAGUCUACGAUCAAAUAAACUUCAUGGUACAAUCACAUGUUCUAACACUGAGCAUUCAUUUUCUAAGUUGAGAAUUUUUGACAUCUCUCAUAAUAAUUUAAGUGGACCCUUGCCAACAUCAUGCAUCAAGAACUUUCAAGGAAUGAUGAAUGUGAAUGACAGCCAAAUUGGUCCGCAAUACAUGGGUCAGGGGAAUUACUAUGAGGAUUCUGUGGUGAUCACAAUUAAAGGUUUUUCUAUGGAGCUAACGAGGAUAUUGACUACAUUCACAACAAUUGAUUUAUCAAACAACAUGUUUGAAGGAGAAAUUCCUCAUGUCAUUGGAGAAUCAAUUUCUCUCAAAGGUCUCAACCUUUCAAACAAUGAAAUCACAGGUAAUAUUCCUCAAUCUUUGAGUAAUUUGAGAAGUUUGGAGUGGUUAGAUCUCUCAAGGAACCAAUUGAUGGGUGAGAUUCCGAUGGCUUUGACCAAUUUGAAUUUCCUCUCUGUCUUAAACCUUUCACAAAACCAUCUUGAAGGAGCCAUACCUACAGGUCAGCAGUUUGAUACAUUUGGAAAUGAUUCGUAUGAAGGAAAUACAAUGUUAUGUGGAUUCCCGUUGUCUAAAUCGUGCAAAAAUGAUGAAGAUGAGCCACCAAAUUCAACAUCAGAAUAUAAAGAGGAAUCAGGGUUUGGAUGGAAAGCAGUAGUAGCAGGAUAUGUGUGGGGGGCUGUACUUGGAAUGCUGUUGGGAUACAAUGUCUUCUUCUUUGAAAAGCCCGGAUGUCUUAUAAGAUUCUUUGAACGGAUGUUUAAAGUAAGACUGAAGAGACCACGCAACAGAGCUGGUGGAAUUCGCAGAAGAAUGAAUUAAUUUGUUUCAGUUGUUUUCAAAUAUUAAAAUAUAUAUAAAUUGUUUGAAGUUUAAAUAUCUCUGUUUGAGUAAUGUAGCCUUAUCUAUUUUAGUAUCAUUAGGUUGUCUUUUUUAAGUUGAUAAAUCUACAAAUAAAAAAUUAGCAAUAGAUUGUUUCAGUUAUUUACUUUCUAAAUGUCUAUUAGCUUUUGAAAAAUGUAUGAAGAUAUAGUCUUUGAAAUCAU